AUGUAUGCAAAAUGCAGUGACCUUGUAUCUGCUAGAAGGAUAUUUGAUUUGAUUAUCAAAAAGAGUAUUUCCUCAUGGACAUCAAUGAUUGCAGGAUAUGCCCAUUCGGAUCACCCAUUGGAGGCAUUGCAUUUGUUUAGAAGGCUUGUACGGACAGAUUUUAGACCAGAUGGACCAACCGUUGCUACUGUUAUAUCAGCUUGUGCUGAUAUAGGAUCAAUUAGCAUAGCACAAGAGAUGGAAGAUUAUAUUUCUCUAAAUGGAUUGGAAUUCGAUCUACUUGCUUCAGAACUGUCGAGAGCUGAUAACUUAAAAUCUGACCUUGAAAAUAACAAGAAUCAGUUCAAUGAUAUGGUGGCGUCAGAAAAAGAGCUGCAGCAAAAGUUGGCACGUUUGGAGGAAAUGAAAAAGGAGCUAGAAAAGCAAAUCAGAACUACUAAUGCCAACAUCAUGGCUUCUCGAAAAGAACUGAACACGACUCUAAAGAGAAAGAGAGGUGUUUAUGUGGAAGGAAAGGCACUCAAAGCUCAAAUGGAUGUGAAGGAGAAAGUACCACGUUUGCAACAUGAGCAUGACUUGGCAAAGGAAAACCAGGAAAAAAUCAAAGCUGAAUGGUCAGAGUUUGGAGAAAAAAUUAAUGAGAUUGUUGUAAAGUCAGCUGUACAAGAUUAG
Messenger RNA from Arachis ipaensis, 672 nucleotides. The record is from RefSeq and is a predicted model, not a curated record. Lineage: Eukaryota; Viridiplantae; Streptophyta; Magnoliopsida; Fabales; Fabaceae.